CGCCCCCGCAGACGGUGAGUGGCGUCUGAGCGCACGCAGCUUCCGGAGGCCCUUCCUGGGCGCCGCCGCGACCCGCGUAGUCGGAGGCGUUCGCGUUCCGCUCUCUCCCUGCACCCAGGACGUGGCUUCCCGCGUGCUUCAGGUUCUCAAAACGUAGGACAUUCUCCUGGCACGGAAAGCUCCAGACAGCUUGUAACCCCCUGCAGCCCGAGGACUUCAUGCGGAUGCCAUUGCGGACCCUGAAGGACGCGGAGGGGCAGAGAGGGAAGCAGUCUGACACUCCCCCCCAAGGGAUGUCAGGACCAAGGCCUGUUGUCCUGAGUGGACCUUCUGGGGCCGGAAAGAGCACCCUGCUCAAGAGACUUCUGCAGGAGCAUGGCAGCAUCUUCGGAUUCAGCGUGUCCCACACCACAAGGGACCCGAGGCCUGGAGAGGAGAAUGGCAAAGAUUACUACUUUGUGACCAGGGAGGUGAUGCAGCGGGACAUUGCUGCCGGGGACUUCAUCGAGCACGCUGAGUUCUCGGGAAACCUGUAUGGGACUAGCAAAGCGGCUGUACGAGUGGUGCAGGCCAUGAACCGGAUCUGCGUGCUGGACGUGGACCUCCAGGGUGUGCGGAACUUAAAGAAGACCGACCUGAGGCCCAUCUACAUCUUUGUGCAGCCACCCACGCUGGAAGUCCUGGCACCUCAGGAACAGAGGUUGCGGCAGCGGAACACGGAGACAGAGGAGAGCCUGGCCAAACGGUUGGCCGCUGCGCAGGCGGACAUGGAAAGCAGCAAGGAACCCGGUCUGUUUGACCUGAUCAUUGUCAACGACAACCUGGACAAGGCCUACUGGAGCCUGAAGGAGGCACUCUCGGAGGAAAUCAAGAAGGCCCAAGGGACUGGCUGCUCCUGAGGAUGCCAACGGCUGUGUCCUCCCUGGACAGUACCCUGCACCCACCCUGGUGGCCAGGGUGCCCCUUACAAGGUUGGCUCUGCCAGCCUCUUUCUGGGUGCCCCUGAUCAGUCCCACUCUCCUGUGGGAUCUGGGCCCACAUCUUAAUAAAGAGCUGCUGGUUAGAGUGUC
Molecule: messenger RNA, 1070 nt
Organism: Myotis myotis
Lineage: Eukaryota; Metazoa; Chordata; Mammalia; Chiroptera; Vespertilionidae
Gene: GUK1
Product: guanylate kinase 1
Exons: 9
Coding region: 219-899 (226 amino acids)
Biological process (GO): purine nucleotide metabolic process
Cellular component (GO): cytosol
Molecular function (GO): GMP kinase activity
Source: RefSeq, a predicted model, not a curated record